Molecule: messenger RNA, 1509 nt
Organism: Sorex araneus (European shrew)
Lineage: Eukaryota; Metazoa; Chordata; Mammalia; Eulipotyphla; Soricidae
Product: PRAME family member 12-like
Exons: 3
Coding region: 1-1509 (502 amino acids)
Biological process (GO): positive regulation of cell population proliferation; negative regulation of DNA-templated transcription; negative regulation of cell differentiation
Cellular component (GO): cytoplasm
Source: RefSeq, a predicted model, not a curated record
AUGUACAGACACGGGACAUGCACCUGGAAUCCCAGCUCUCUCCAGGACCUGGCGCGGCAGUGCCUGCUGAAGGACUCUGAGAUGUCCAUCGCUGACCUGGAAGACAUCCCCAUGGAGCUCUUCCCACGGCUGCUCCUGGAUGCAGUCUCUUUCCUGUCUCUUAAGACUCUGAAGGGCUUAGUGCUUACCUGGCCCUUUCCUGUCUUACCCUUGGGGAUUUAUGUCCACCAAUCCAAUCCUGUGACCUCUUAUUUUAAAGCGCUGAUGGAUGGACUUGAUGCUUUGCUGGCCCAGAAGGUUCGACACAGGCGGUGCAAACUGCAAGUGGUGGAUUUUCGUCCCAUCAGUGAGAAAUUCUGGCAUCGCUGGUGUGGGAUCCCUCUCAAGAGCAGCGCUUACGGGAAGGAGCCGGUGGACCGCGGGGAUUCGAGAAAGCACACCUCCGCUUCCUUGGAGGUGGUCUUGGACAUUACUUUUGGCUUUGCUGUCCUCCCGAAGCAAGUCACCUACAUCCUUAACUGGGUGAGGGAGAGAAAGGGGGUCCACCUGUGCUGUAAGAAGAUGACCUUGUAUGAAGAGCCCGUGCCCGCCUCGCUGCUGAGCGUGAUUACACCCGAGUGCGUCCAGGAGCUGGCGGUGUUUUCCACCUGGACGCUGGGCACCAUGAAAUGGUUUGCUCCUUUCACGCUUCUUCUGGGCCAGAUGAGCAAUCUGCAGAGACUCGUCUUCUUCACCAGGCUCGGACCCCAGGAGCCGCAGGACCAGAAACUGUACGGAUCCCUGCUGGCCUCUCAGCUGCCCAGGCUGCAGAGCCUGCGAGAGCUUCGUGUGGAGUGCCCCUUCUUCCUCAGGGGCCACGUGGGCCAGAUUCUCAGGUGCCUGACCAGGUCUCUGGAGACUUUGUGCAUCACGGAGUGUCCGCUCCCAGAACCAGACUUGACACAUCUGUGCCAGUGCCCCAACCUCACCCAGCUGAAGGAACUGUGUCUUCGAGGCGUCCCACUGUGCUCUGUUGGGGAGUCCCUCCCAAAUCUGCUGGAGAACUGUGCUUCCACCCUGCAGGACCUGGACUUAGGGGUGUGCGAGCUCCUGGACGCCCACCUAGAGGCCAUCCUGCCUGUGCUGAAACUCUGUUCCCAGCUCAGGAUCCUGAAUCUCCGUGGGAACCUCAUGUCCAAGGGCACCCUGGUCCUGAUGCUGCGCCAACUGGCCGGGCUGCCCCACCUAAUGCUCGAGGUGUAUCCGGCCUCGCAGGAGAGCUACAGUGCUUCGAAGAUGCUCCACCAAAGGACCUUUGAUCUGCUUUGUGCAGAGCUGGGGGAGGUUCUCAGGGAUCUUGGAAAGCCCAGGAAGAUUUCCAUCAUCACCCACUACUCGUGUCUUCUCUGUGGCCUGAAGACCAUCUAUAAGUCGGAGCCCUUUAUAAAGGGCGGAUAUAGACCUGAAUGUCUUAUCAAACAUAUUUCAUUUGGGCUCGUGGAAAGCGAAACCAAUGACUCUGCAUUCUAA